UGCGCAACUCUCGUUUUCGUCGAGCAGCAGAUGGGCUCCUGCUAGUACACCUAUUGACAAUAACUUACUUGCUCGUUCGUUCACUCGCUGCUCUAGUCGCAACACAUAAAAUAUUUAUACGUCCGUCUGAAAGAAACUUGGCAUAUCCGAACUUACCGAAUCACCAAAAAAAACAUGGACGACUUCCCCAAAAACUUGAUCAUCGGACUCGUCGUCUGCGCCGUAGUCGUCGUGGUAUCCGUCUGCCUAAUUUAUUAUCUCGCCCUCAACUGGUCCAAGGUGGUACGGCGAAUUUCUCCCAACCGCUGGGCGGAACCACAGAGCGAAAAAGCAGAAUGGCCGCAGCCAAGGAAAUCCAUCGAGACCGACUUUUCGCCUACGUCCUCACCCACAUCUUCUCCCAGAUCGUCGAAGAUGAGCACCGAUCCGGUGAUCGGUCACUUCAAAACCCACGAUGACGAACCAAUAACACCCCCUAGCAACGUAAAGUUAUAAAGAGGUGGCAUCUCCGUUGUUUUUUGCUUCUACAUCACGAAUUACGAAUUAUGAUCAUUGGGCAUUGCAUUUACGGCGUUUUAAAAUAGUUUCGGGGUAUGGGUUAUGAUAUAUCUAGACGCAUGAUCGCUCAAUAUGCUGGCCAGGCGUUAUGGAGUCAUGAGACGAUGGGGAUAUCGUCCAUGACAUAUUUUUGAAA
Messenger RNA from Daldinia loculata, 694 nucleotides. RefSeq lists its product as uncharacterized. The record is from RefSeq and is a predicted model, not a curated record. The transcript has a single exon. Bases 175 to 495 code for a protein of 106 amino acids. NCBI's taxonomy places the organism in Eukaryota, Fungi, Ascomycota, Sordariomycetes, Xylariales, Hypoxylaceae.